Molecule: messenger RNA, 1317 nt
Organism: Micromonas commoda
Lineage: Eukaryota; Viridiplantae; Chlorophyta; Mamiellophyceae; Mamiellales; Mamiellaceae
Exons: 1
Coding region: 1-1317 (438 amino acids)
Biological process (GO): ribosomal large subunit biogenesis
Cellular component (GO): preribosome, large subunit precursor; nucleolus
Molecular function (GO): protein binding
Source: RefSeq, a predicted model, not a curated record
AUGUUCGAGGAUGGGGCGACGGGCAGGCGGCUGCGGCUCAUCGUCACGGACGAGCUCGGGAUCCUUCGCAGGGCCGAGGCGGCGGGCAGGUCCGCGCUCGGGUCGAAGGAAACCUUCACGAUGAACGCGCGAUGGGGGCAGGCGUCGCGGGCGCGGGGUUUCGUCAAGGGAUGCUGCAGCGCGGGGCAAUCCGGCGACAGCGGUGUCGUCACCACGAGCGACGACGCCCCCAGCGGAUGGCUCGCGGUGGCGAGGAACGACAAGACCGCGGAGGUCAUCGAGAUGGCCACCGGCGCCGCGAUGGGCGGCGGGCCCGUGGACGUCGGCGGCACCCCAGUCGCGGUCGACCUCUUCGGCCCCGGGAGCGCGCGCGAGGGAUGCCGCCUGGUCACCGUCACCGAGGAGGGCGAUGCCGUCGUCCACGCGUGUGGAUAUGAGGGCGUCGUCACCGGCUUCGGCGACCUCUCCCUCGGCGUCGGCGCCGGGCAGGAGCGGAUCGUCGAGGAAUGGAGCGAAGAAUCGCGCUUCAAGGUCAUCGGCAACGCGCUCAGCGCCCGGGUCGGCGGCGGCGGCGACAGGCUCAUAUGCGGAGGCAAGGGCCAGGGCAACGACGUCAAGAUGUACGACGUGGAGGAGCAGAAGGUGAUAUACAAGUCGAAGCCGCCGCCGCCCAACUGGCUCGGGUACCGCGCUCCCCCUUACGUGAGCGCCAUGCACUUCAUCCCCGGCACCGACUGUCGCGAGUUUCUCGUGGGCACCGGGGAGCACAUGCUCCGGAGGUACGACGUUCGCGAGAAGCGCGCGGUGAUGGACGUGCCGAUCGGGGAGUGGGUCAUCACGUCGCUGCAGAUGAACCACGAUCAGAGCGUCGCGUACGUGGCCAACAACCACGGCAACCUCUUCGGGUUUGACAUGAAGACCCAGCGGAUGGCGCACAAGUUCAAGGGGCACCAGGGCGGGAUCAGGCAGAUCGCCGUGCACCCGGAGGAGGACCUCAUCGUUUCCGCGGGUCUCGACAGGUGGCUCAGGGUGUUCUCGAUGUCGACCAGGAAGUGCUUGGGGCAGGUGUACAUGCAGCAGGUGAUGUGUGGGGUUCAGUGGGACGCGAGGUCGCCAGCUUGGGAGGAGGCCUUCGCCGAGGCGGAGAAGAAGGCCAAGGGGAAGAAGAAGAAGAAAAAGGCGCGGGCAGUGGAGGAUGCGGACGAGGAGGAGGUUCCGAAGAAGAAGAAGAAGCUCAAAAAGUCCGACGGGGAGAAGGUUGCGAAGAAAAAGAAGAAGAAGGUUCGGCGAGACGACGACGACGACGACGAGUUUUAG